CUCUGUAAGAGAUAGAAAUAUUAUUAAAAAAAAGGCUAUCGAUAACUCUGUCUGGAGCUCCGGCAAUGGAGCUUGUUUCGUACAACUCUGCAACUUCAACUCUUACAAGAGAAAAGUUUUUAGCUAGUUCCUCCUUUUCCAAAUUCCGCACUAUCCGAGAUAGCCGCUGGCCUCUGGUUCCUUCUUCUAUCAGAAAAUAUCCACGACAAAUCCAUUUCCAUGUCGAACCCAGAAACCGUACCCAUAAAUUUGUAUUGUUAAGUGCAAGACAGCAGCUUUUGGUUAGCGAACAAGAAAAUGACGACGGCGAAGAAGAAGAUGAAGAAGAAGAAUAUUCGGACGGCGAAGCUUCUUUACUGUCUCUGAGCGUGAAGCCUGACAGGAACAUGGCCUUACUGGACGACUAUGAAUUGGAAGAGCUCGAAUACUCUGACCCUAACCAUCGGAGCGGCUAUGUGGCUGUACUUGGGAAGCCAAAUGUUGGAAAGAGUACACUGUCAAACCAAAUGAUAGGUCAAAAGUUGUCAAUAGUUACUGAUAAACCACAAACUACAAGGCAUCGAGUUCUUGGUAUAUGUUCUGGCCCAGAAUAUCAGAUGAUACUUUAUGAUACACCUGGUGUUAUUGAGAAGAAGAUGCACAUGUUAGAUUCUAUGAUGAUGAAGAAUGUCAGAAAUGCUGCUGUCAAUGCAGACUGUGUACUUGUUCUUGUUGAUGCAUGUAAAGUGCCCGAGAAAAUUGAUGAAAUAUUGGAGGAAGGUCUUGGUGACGUCACAGAAAAAAAGCCACCCAUUUUGCUGGUUUUGAAUAAACGAGAUAUGAUUAAACCUGGUGAACUUGCAAAGAAGCUGGAGUGGUAUGAAAAAUUUACAAAUGUUGAUGAGGUCAUACCAGUGAGUGCCAAAUAUGGUCAGGGAGUGGAAGAUAUCAAGAAUUGGAUUCUGUCAAAACUUCCUGUUGGGCCAGCUUACUAUCCAAAGGACAUUGUCAGUGAGCAUCCUGAAAGAUUCUUUGUUUCUGAAAUUGUAAGAGAAAAGAUAUUUAUUCAGUAUCGGAAGGAAAUUCCUUAUGUAUGCCAGGUGAAUGUGGUGAGCUACAAAACUAGGCCAACUGCAAAGGAUUUUAUACAAGUGGAAAUUGUUGUUGAAAAAAACUCACAGAAGAUCAUCAUUAUAGGAAAGGAUGGUAAGGCUCUAAAAAUACUUGCGACAGCUGCGCGGCUUGACAUUGAGGAUUUCUUACAGAAGAAGGUUUAUCUUGAGGUUGAAGUGAAAGUGAAAGAAAAUUGGAGGCAAGACGAAGGGCUGUUGAAGUACUAUGGCUAUGGGGGGCAAAUUAAAGCAUUAUGAUGAUAAGAAGAGUUGGUCAACAAUCCUUUUUUAGAUUGUAAUUUGUAAGUUAAAUUAAAUUGGUCUUGUAAUACUAUACUAGCUAGCUUUAGAUUUUUCAUUUAUUCAUUAGUGGAAACUGUAGAAGAAGUGAAUUUUUGUAGUUUUGACUUGUUUUUCAUCCCAAUUUUUCCCAAAGCCGAAAUGGUCUUGUAAUUAGUAGUAGUCUUCCUUUUGAGCA
Molecule: messenger RNA, 1569 nt
Organism: Humulus lupulus (European hop)
Lineage: Eukaryota; Viridiplantae; Streptophyta; Magnoliopsida; Rosales; Cannabaceae
Product: GTPase ERA-like, chloroplastic
Exons: 9
Coding region: 66-1349 (427 amino acids)
Biological process (GO): ribosomal small subunit assembly
Molecular function (GO): rRNA binding; GTP binding; ribosomal small subunit binding
Source: RefSeq, a predicted model, not a curated record